GCGGGGCGUCGGUGCGGCUCCACCAUGUCGAAGGUGUCUUUUAAGAUCACGCUCACGUUGGACCCGCGGCUGCCCUACAAAGUACUCAGUGUUCCUGAAAGUACACCUUUUACAGCAGUCUUAAAGUUUGCAGCAGAAGAAUUUAAAGUUCCUGCAGCAACAAGUGCAAUUAUUACCAAUGAUGGAAUAGGAAUAAAUCCUGCUCAGACUGCUGGAAAUGUUUUUCUAAAGCACGGUUCAGAACUACGAAUUAUUCCUAGAGAUCGUGUUGGAAGUCAUUAAUACAUGCAACUUGGAGCACAGUUACCGACCAGAAUAAAUAUUGAUGUUUGUUGUUGCUGUAAAAUUGAAAUCAGGUAUUUAAGAUACUAUGAAAAUAACAAGAAUCAAAGAAACAAUGAACGGUGGCUCUUCUGUCCCUUGUUGUUCAUACUUUUCAUAUGAAGUGGGAAGCCUCAUGGGUGGAGGGCACGACCUCCAGAGAAGGUGGUACAGUUGAUGGUUGCUACCUCAUCACAAUUGAGAGUUCACUUGUGGCAAAUGGAUUAUCUGA
Molecule: messenger RNA, 553 nt
Organism: Jaculus jaculus (lesser Egyptian jerboa)
Lineage: Eukaryota; Metazoa; Chordata; Mammalia; Rodentia; Dipodidae
Product: ubiquitin-fold modifier 1-like
Exons: 1
Coding region: 25-282 (85 amino acids)
Biological process (GO): protein K69-linked ufmylation
Cellular component (GO): cytoplasm; nucleus
Source: RefSeq, a predicted model, not a curated record